AUGCUUCGUCUCUCUGCUGCUGCUUUCAUCCUCGGUGCCUUCAGUGGCACCUUGGUCGGAGCUGUCCCCGCUCCCGGCCCCUACGACGGAACACUCGCCGACAACUAUGUUGCCAAAGGAUGGAAGUAUCUCGGCUGUGCGAACGAGCUCUCGGGAAGUACUCGCGCUCUCAAUUCCGGCGGCUUCUCCUCGUCCACCUACACAACCAUCGAGGUUUGCAUGGAUUACUGCCAGCAACGCAACUUCCCCUAUGCGGGCCUCGAAAACGGAGUAGCAUGCUGGUGCGCCGACGGGUACGGGCUCACAUCUGGGUCCGCUGUUGGCCAGACGGGCUGCGCCACGCAGUGCAUUGGCGAUUCGAAGGAGAUAUGCGGCGGUCCGAACCGCAUCAGCGUCUUCCACGACGAGACGUACAAUGCGCUUCGAUCUCCCGCGAAGAUCGGCACGUACGCCCACGUCGGAUGCUACAGGGAGCCUCUUGAUGGAAGUCACGCCCUCCCGGCUUUGCUCAUCGACCGCACGGACAUGACGAUCAACCAGUGCGUGAAUCGCUGCUACACUGCUGGCUACAUGUUUGCCGGAGUCGAGUACGGCCGCGAGUGCUGGUGCGAUAACAGAAUUCACGACGGCGUCAUCGAUGCCAGCGAUCCGAGCGGCACAUAUACGUGCAGCAUGCCCUGCAUGGGCGAUGCUGGCCAACCCUGUGGUAACUCCAACGUUGUGGACAUCUACAAAGAUACAUAUCAGUAG
Molecule: messenger RNA, 750 nt
Organism: Phaeoacremonium minimum UCRPA7
Lineage: Eukaryota; Fungi; Ascomycota; Sordariomycetes; Togniniales; Togniniaceae
Product: putative glyoxal oxidase-like protein
Exons: 1
Coding region: 1-750 (249 amino acids)
Cellular component (GO): plasma membrane
Source: RefSeq, a predicted model, not a curated record